UGACCUAGGCUUUGGCCUGGGCCACUCGUUCCGGAGCCGCCAUGUCGUCCGACUUCGAAGGUUACGAGCAGGACUUCGCGGUGCUCACUGCAGAGAUCACUAGCAAGAUUGCGAGGGUCCCACGACUCCCGCCUGAUGAAAAGAAACAGAUGGUUGCAAAUGUGGAGAAACAGCUUGAAGAAGCGAAAGAACUGCUUGAACAGAUGGAUUUGGAAGUCCGAGACAUACCACCCCAAAGUCGAGGGAUGUACAGCAACAGAAUGAGAAGCUACAAACAAGAAAUGGGAAAACUCGAAACAGAUUUUAAAAGGUCACGGAUCGCCUACAGUGACGAAGUACGGAAUGAGCUCCUGGGGGAUGAUGGGAAUUCCUCAGAGAACCAGUUGAUAAAAUUACGUGAAGAGAGGGCACAUCUGCUCGAUAACACAGAGAGGCUGGAAAGGUCAUCUCGGAGACUAGAGGCUGGAUACCAAAUAGCAGUGGAAACCGAGCAAAUUGGUCAGGAGAUGUUGGAAAACCUUAGUCAUGACAGAGAAAAGAUGCAGCGAGCACGUGAAAGACUUCGGGAAACAGAUGCUAAUUUGGGAAAAAGUUCCAGGAUUCUCACGGGGAUGUUGCGAAGGUAAGAGCAAGAUAGUUGUUCCUGGCUGGAAGACAUUUUAUGAUAUUUAUUUGAUGACACACACCUGCUGGGUGGAUGAAAAGCAACUGCUCCUGGGGAUGACCUACUUCAAGGGCGCAGUCAGCUUCUGAGGACUUCAGCAGGUUAUCCUGAAAUCAUUUGAGUUCAUCUUGAUAUCACCUGUUGAACUUACCUAAGACUGGUGUAUUCGCAGACUUGUUGUAGGCACAGUUGCUAACCCCAGGGAAGAGAUUUCGGAGUAAGUAACUACUUUGUCAGUGUAUUGAGACUGGGAAGACACGCUGCUUUACCAAACCUACUCUGAGCAUAUGGAGUGCUCUUGGCACUCGGGAUGUGAAUCAGCCCAGGGACCUGCCAGCUGGGAGCGGACCCUCUAGAAGGGGAUCUAGUGGGAAUAGAAGUAAGUAUGGUCCAACACAGAAGGGAUGGAUCUGAGGAAGAAGGCAUGGAGGAUGAGGAUCCGAGGUGAGGGAAAGGGCUAUGAAAAAAUUUCUGACGAAGUGUUCUCCUGGGAGUUUCCAGGACAGAGAGAGAUUUCCAGUUGAGAUCAGGGAAGAGCAAGGAAUAUUUGAAAUGCAUGGAGACACUGUCGCCAAUUCAUCCUUUGAAGCCAACAUGUCUUGGCAUGUUCAUUUCUAUUCUACAAACAUUUAUGGAACACAUGCUGUUGAGACAUGGCAGGCCUUAGGUAGUGAAGAUAAAAUAUAAAUAAUCCGUGUCACUCUCCCAACAUAUAUACUCUAGUGGGAAGACAUAACUAAGCAAAUUUUAUUAUAAAUUUGAGUAUAACAUACCCAUAUGUGUACACAAGGAGUUCUUAGCCAAGUUGGGGUUCCUGGAGUUGGUGAUACCUGGCCUGAGCUUUGAAGAAUAAGUGUGUGCUAGCCAAUGAAGAGAGAACAGGGACAUGGAGGCCUUAAAACAAUAUGUUGUGCCCAGGAGCUACAGAUUGAGCAUCCCUAAUCUGAAAAUCCAAAAUUCAAAAUGCCCCAAAAUCCAAGUUUUUGAGCCCCGAUAUGAUGCUCAAAAGGGAAUAUUCACUGGAGCACUUUGGAUUUCUGAUUUUUGGAUUAGAGAUAUUCAACUGGAAUGUUAUUUUGCAUAUAUUCCCAAAUCCAAAAAAAUUAAAAACUCAAACACUUCUGGUCCCAAGCACGUUGGAUAAGGGAUACCCAACCCGUACAAACUGUUCCAUUUUACUUGAGAAAAAAAGACAAGGUGGGAACCAGGGUUUGAGCCAGUGGUACCUUAGAGGGGCUAUAGGUUCCCCACCACCCCAAGAGCCCCUUGCCAUGAAUGCUGCCAGGGCCACCCCAAGCAAACAUAGUCGGAAUAAGAGGACUGUGCUUGCUAUGUAAACGCAGCUUCGUAACAAGUGCCCUUGCACCUCUGCUGCCCUAAGCUCCUCUGUAAGGAAAAUCUGGAGAUUCCACCGAAGGGACAUUGGCUCAGUGCUGAGGGUUGGAAGCUCUGAGUCAUGACUGAAUUGGAAGCUUACAUGUUGAUUUACAAGGCGUCUUUGCCCAUUACAUUUAUUUACAUGUCCAGAGGUCGUGGCCUGAAAGGCUUGGCUCCAAAUGUGAUAUGCCCUUUCUAUUGUUUAUGAUGUGACUCUCCAUUCAGUUCUCUUUUUCUCUUCUCCUGGUUAUCUGUUGCUGAGUAGCAAAUCACCCCAGAUAUGCAGUGACUUCAGCAGCAAUCUCUCAGGAUUUUGGCGGGUUAGGAAAAUCAGGGGUCGUUUGGCUGGGUGUUCUGGCUCAGGGUCUCUCGUGAGGCUUCUUCAAACAGAGAUCAGAGCUGGAACUAUGUAGCGGGGACAGGAGCCUGGAGUAGUUCGGGACUGGCUGGGCACCUCUCUCUUUCUGUCAUUAGUCAAAAGGCCCUUGCAUGUGGUCUCCCUACAUAUGCUAGUUUGGGCUAUCUUACGGCAUGGCAGCCUCAGGCUUGGCAGCCCAGGACACCUAAGGUGAGAGCUACAAAAGCGAGAGGCAGAAGCUGUGUGGCUUUUUCUAACCCAAUCUAAGAAGUCACACAGUGCCACAUUCUGUGCUGCAUUCUACUCAGCAAGACAGUCGCAAGGGCCUGCCGAGGUUUGAGGGAAUGGGAUGGGACACAUACCCCACUCUUUGAUGCAGGGGUGGCAGUUUGAGGAAGACCAGGGGGGCAGGAAAUAUUGUUGCAACCAGUUUUGGAAAAUACAAUCUGUCACAUCCCCAAAGAACAUUUUCAUCCACUCACAUAAUCCUUUAAGUUACCUAAAAAUUAAUUUACUCAUUAUGGUGUCGCCCACAACCUUCCUUGCUCCCUUCCCACAGCAAAAUCCAAGGCCUCAGUGCACACACACAAACCACAAAACUCCCGUUGUCUGAAUGAGAGUCAGUCACUCAAGUGUGUACUGUCCCCAUCAAGAUGACAACAUUUUAUAAGGAUGUAUCCUGUUGCCCCAUCUUCUAGGAAGCUGCACUUCCAUCCAUUGUUAAAGCCAAAUAUUGCUCAGAUCUUUCAUGGAGAGGCCCCUUUGACUCUAACCCCAGCAAACUAGAGACUCAGGAGUGAAUGAUUUCAAAUCUCUGUUUGCUCUGCACCCGGGAGAUUAAUGGUACUCUCAUAACAAGUUUGGUCAAUGACAUUUAGUGGAGUACUGAAUGUUUCAGCGAGUGAAAAAAGAAAAACUGAAAGAAAGGCCCAGACUUUGGGCUUAAGGAACUUUAAAAACUGAAGCAUUACCUUAAUGUUCGUGGUAAGAAAUCUUCUUGUUUAAACAACUGAUGUAAAUUUUACAUUUUUUAGUAAGCACUAUUUCAAGUGUGCUAUCUUUAAUGAAGACUUUAAUUCUUGUUUUUACACAUAUGUAGAAAACAGAAGUUGAGUUCUUCAAACAUUUGUUAUCAAAAAUAUAUGAUAUAUAAGCACUGAAUUGGAAGAUUUUUUCCCCCUUGGAUAAUCUAGAAAAGAAUAUAGCUCUAUUCUGAAAUCCCUUCCCGUUCAAGAGUUAUCCAAGCAAAUAGUGUUGACCAAGGUGUUGAAUGCACCAGUAAUAAUAAUGCUACCCUUUCAUAAAGCUAAGUAAUCAGGAAUAAUGCUGAAAAUAAGAAGACAGUCAUUUAUUUACUCUGUUUGGCAUUGUUAGUACUAAUAAUGCAUUUCAACACAGUAAAAUUGCUAGAUAAUGCUUUUGUGACUUUUAUGCAGGUUAUUGUUAUUUAAAUGAACAGUCGACUGCACUGUAAUGAAGAAAUGCAUGCUUUUCCCAACUCAGUUAUCAACCAGAAUUCUAGGAAAAUGAGAAUUUGUGUCUGCUUUCAUUCACAGAGCAAACUAGAGGUCAGUGUUUUCAAUAUGAACCUUUUUUUAGCUUUUCAACAGUGAAUAAUUAGGAGCUGCUGCUUCUGAAAUUACCUGUAUUCACUGUAGAGAAGGAAAGACUUUUAUCUUUCACGAUGAAAUACAUUUUCUCAUUCAAACUUUGUCAUUCUUUUUUUAAUGGCAUUUUACACCACUGAGUCGAUCCUCGGUAGUAAAAUAAAAGAAAUAUAUUUUGUGAGCUGCAAUAGCCUUGUUUAUUCAGUUUUACUUCCUUAAAUUUCAUCUUCUCCUUGAAAAAUGAUCCCAAUGCAAAAAUGGGUUUAAAGCAGUUGAAUGUACAAAGCAAUUAUCCACAUAAAAUGCUAUUAUACAAACGUACAUGUUCCUUGCACUUUGAUUAAAUGGAACUGAUUCUUGAUCCUUAUCGAUUAUGUGCUUCUGUUGUUUUUUAACAGCUUUAUUGAGAUAUAAUUUAUAUGUUACAUAAUGCACGCAUUUAAAGUGUACAAUUCAGUAGCUCUUAGUAUAUUCACUGCAUUGUGCAACCAUCACCACAAACAAUUGUAGAACUUUUUUUUUUUUUUUUUUUUUGAGGCAGAGAUUUGCUCUUGUUGCCCAGGCUGGAGUGCAAUGGUGCGAUCUCGGCUCACCGCAACCUCCGCCUCCCAGAUUCAAGCGAUUCUCCUGCCUCAGCUUCCCGAGUAGUUGGGAUUACAGGCAUGCGCUACCACGCCCUGCUAAUUUUGUAUUUUUAGUAGAGACGGGGUUUCUCCAUGUUGGUCAGGCAGGUCUCAAACUCCCGACCUCAGGUGAUCUGCCCGUCUCAGCCUCCCAAAGUGCUAGGAUUACAGGCGUGAGCCACCACAGCCGGCCCAAUUGUAGAACAUUUUUAUCACCCCAAAAAGAAAUCUGGUAUCCAUUAAUAGUCACUCCCCCUUUCCUGCCAGCCCCUGACAACCACUAGUGUACUUCCUGUCUCUAUAGAGCUGCCUAUUCUAGAUAUUUCUUAUAAGAGGAAUCAUAGUAUAUAUGGUAUUUCAUGUCUGGCUUCUUUCACUUAGCGUAAUGUUUCAAGUCUUCUUAUUGACAAAUAAUAUUCCAUUGUAUGGAUACAUAAAUUUUAUUUGUCCAUUUAUCAAUUGAUGAACAUUUGGAUUGUUUCUAGUUUUUGAAUAUUAUGAACAAUGCUGUCAUGGACAUUUAUGUACAAGUUUUUGUGUGAACAUACAUUUUCAUUUCUCCUUGCUGCCUACUUAGGAGUAGAAUUGCUGGGUCAUGUGGUAACUUUGCAUAGUUUUGAAAAACUGCCAAACUGUUUUCUAAAGUGGCCGCACUGUUUCCCAGUCCCACCAGCAAUGAAUAAGUGUUCCAAUUUCUUCACAGCUUCACCAGCACUUGCUUUUGUCUGUCUUUUUUAUUAUAGUUUUUCAAGUGGGAGUGAGGAACUAUCUCGUGGUGGCUUUGGUUUGCAUCUCCCUAAUGUCUAGAUGCUGAACAUUUUUUCAUGUGCUUAUUGGCCAUUUGUAUUUCUUCUUUGGAGAAAUGUCUGAUUCUAUUGAGUUUUUAAAAAUUCUUUUGCCUCACCUCAGGCAUGUGGUUAGCAGAACCAUUAGAAACAAAUAUAUCUUCCUAAAGGAAGGGAUUUUCAAACAAAUUUAUAAAUUGAAGAUGUUCUUUUUACCAUGGUAGUAUUUUAGAUUAGGCAAUAACUGAAUUGUUCUCAGGAAGCAAUUUGCUUCUAAAACUUUGUUUUCCAUUUGGUUAGCGAUACAGAUAUUAGUGGUCCCAGAAGCAUACCUAGAAAGAUCAGCUUGUCUAAUUAACUCAUUUUACCAAUUAGGAAAGCAAGAACCUAAGAGGUGAAGUAUGUGGGUCACAUGGAGAAUUAAUGAUAGAGUUGGAAUUGUAUCCAGGUGGAGUAUCUGAAAUUCUCUGUUUAUUUUAGAGAGAAUAUGGCACUUUGCCACUAGGUUCUCACUGAUUUAAAAAAAAAAAUGGUGAAAAUGCCCUGCAAUUUAUUCAGUGACAUUUAUUGUUGAGUACUUAACACAUAUCAUUUUCUUUUAUCCUCAUAGAAGCAUAUGUAAGAUUGAUACUUUUAUUUUCUCCUUUUAUGUGUGGGGAAACUGAGGUUAGCUCACUUUUUCAAUGGCACCUACAUAGUGAGUGGCAGAUUUUCUGAUUCCAAAUCUGCUGUUCUCUGUUUCUUCUGAUCUGUCUGAGGAAUGAAAGACAGCAUCAGCACAUUGCUUCCUGUGCCAUCUUCCAACUUCUCACUGUCACUGAAACAAAUAACCGAUAGGUGGCAUCAAGGAGCACUCACUUGCCAUUGCCAUAAUUAACAGUUAUUUAGCAACGCUACUAUACCAACUUCAGAAGUAAAAUAUAUGGUUCUGUGGACAGAAGAAUUGUUUAAAUGUAAGAAUAUUGUACCUUAAGGCACCAAUAACGAACAACUUACAUUCAUAGGGUACUUUUCCGUUACAAAGCAUUUGACUUACACUUUUAAUUUGAUGCUCACAAUUUGACAAGCUUUUCAUUGUCUUUGUUUUUAUGUACUUUUAAUACUCAUGAUGAAACGAAGGCCCGAAGGGCUUUAGUUACUACGGUCCUAAAGUCUGAGGCAGAGCUGCUUUUCAAAACAAGUCUCUUGGUCCUGUGUAGUCCUGUGUAUUCCCUCCAGCGUACCAUCCUCCGCCAUAAUGAUGUGCUGUUGGGCACUCAUUUGAAAGGAGAGGAGACUUUAUACUAUUAUUUCAGACAACAACAGGGCUAUGAACAAGUAGAAGUUAUAGGGAGGCUAAUUUUGAACCCAUAUAAAGAAGAAUUGAUCUGUCCAACAAUGAAAUGUGUUGUCUUAUGAAGGAGCGAGGCCUCUUGUCAUUGAACUGUUCAAGCUAGGGCUGACUGACCAUCUGGAAGGAUCUUGCAGAAGGCAUUUCUGCAUUGGGGGAGGUGGGGAGUGUGUUUGUGGUGCUGAGAGAUGUUAGAUGGCACGUAAGAGCCCUUUCAACUAUGAAAUUGUGGAUCUUUGUUCUUAGUUAAGAGAGUAAGCUGGUUUAAGGGGUCCUCUGUAUCCUUAUUGAGGAAAGAGAGUUUAGUUCUGAUACACUCUUAUCCUGCAAUGUUAAGGGCACAGGGUUUUCUCUUUAAAAGAAAGUAACCAAAUUUAUCAACCUGGAUUACUGGUUUGUAAAAGGUUAGAACAGCUGUUCUCAUCUAUGUUAACAGAUGCUGUACACAACAAGGGAUCUAUAUUCAGAUAAGAUUUGACUAUUGCAAGAACAGAAAACCAAACACCACAUGUUCUCACUCAUAGGUGGGAAUUGAACAAUGAGAACACUUGGACACAGGGUGGGGAACAUCACACACCGGGACCUGUCGUUGGGUGGGGAGAUGGGGGAGGGAUAGCAUUAGGAGAAAUACCUAAUGUAAAUGACGAGUUAAUGGGUGCAGCACACCAACAUGGCAGAUGUAUACAUAUGUAACACACCUGCACAUUGUGCACAUGUACCCUAGAACUUAAAGUAUAAUAAUAAAAAAAUUUAAAAAUUUUUAAAAAAGGAUCUGAUAUGAGCCUGCAACGUGCUGUUGUUCUUUGUGGCUAUCCAAGAGAAAAAGAAAAGAGGCAGCAAUUCCAAAUUUGUUUUUUAGUUUUGCAAAGUGCUUCAGAGGCCAGUGGCUGUCAGCCCUUGUUGCUCAUGAGAAUCACCUGGGAAGCUUUUUAAAAAUCAGAUGCCCAGGCCCCACUGCAGACCAAAUGAAUCGUACUCUCUAGUUCCCAGAUACUGGUGGGUUCUCAGUAUCUUAACAGCUGUCCGGGUGAUGCUUACAUGAAACCAGAGUUAAGAAGAGCUCGUCUAAUCAGUCUACUCUGAUCAUGAGUCCAGGCAAAAUCUGGACAUUUGCUUUUGUAAUUCAGCCUCUUGUCUAGCAUUCCUAUUAUCAAUUCAAAGCCAAUGCUCUUUAGUACAAUAAGGGGCAGUGUCUCACAGUGGUUCAUACUGCUGCUCUUGAGCCAGACAGCCUGGCUUUGUCCACUUACUAGCCUUGUGACGUCAGGAAAGUUAUUUUAAUCACUCUGUGCCCCAAGUUCUUUAUUUGUAAAUCAAGAUAAUAAUAGUAGUUACAAAGUAAAGGCUAAAGUUAAUAAAGACCCAAAAGAAAAUUAAAACUCUACAUAUUAUGAUAUUAUAAUUACCACCAUCAUCAUCGUCCUCCUCGUCACCAUUAUCGUUUUGUUGUUGGUAUCAGUGGUAUCUUGCUAGGUGUUAGAAGCUAGGAACCUAUUGAAAAAGUGCUCUUCCCUGUACAGGACUAUACCUGGCCUUACUUGAAAACUAAGAACUCUUGGCAACAUUAGCAACAUACUUCCCCAGCUCUAGAACUUCCCGAUGAAGUGGAAUGUUUUGCAUCGGACUUUUUGCAAGAAGCUCAGGCUUGAACCCAGUAACCUGUGGUUCCAUCCAGCACUUGAUUCUACAUUAAGAUCAGGCCACAGCUCUGCAAGGUGGGGGCCCAGACUGAAGAGUCAGGCUGGAUUUCUGUUUCGUAACUGGGAAAGGCAUGUACUGCAUGCGGCAGGCUGACCUCCGGAAUCUUCAGGACAAUCUCAAUUUCAGAUGGCCCACCCUGCUGAUCAAACCUGUGGUUCAGAAAGCAUGGUUACUGUUAAACAGGAAGUGAGGGCUCCAAAUGCCAGUGUCCUAAUUGUUUAAAAAGUAAAUAUAAUUUGAAUAUGUGGGAUAGCCUCAGAGAAAAAUCAAAGAACACAAUUAAGCAUAGUUUCUAUUUAGUUUUCAGUUGAUGAAGGAGUAAUUUGAAGUUGCUGUAGUCACUGAGAGUACAGUAGCAAUAGUCCUCCAUUCUCUGGGAUUCAGGGCAAGUGCGGACAUUAUGUGCAUAUUACAGGUUUUCUAGCACACAGAUUCUAUCAAGAUAGCCUCUAACUGCAAUUGUGGACACUGGUGGAAUAUUCCUAGCAGGAGCUCAAAGGAUUGUAAAGCUGAAUAACAUCUUUGUCUCAAGAACUUAUAUGAGAAACUUUUUUCCCUUUUUCUUCUACAAGCAUUUAGUGGUUCACCAUUGCAGACACUGCAUAUCUUUGUAUCCCACACAGUCCCCAUGUUAAUAGUUGUUUGCUAGUUGUGGUCAUUUAAUUGAAAAAAGCUGGCACAGAGAUAUUACAGGUCCCAAUAGGUCAUUUCUGUAUCAAGUAUGGUGUUAUUAUUGCCUUUAACCAAGCCCUGUCCAAGGCCAAAUUUAUUACAUGCGUUAAUAAUAUAUAAGAGGAUAGACAGAGAACUGAAGAAAAGAUGUGUGUGGCCUUUAAAUAUGCCAAUCAUCUACAGUUCGGAGGGUUGCUUACCGUGGCAUAUUGCCAGCUGUGCAUUAUAGAAUUCCAGAUGGCAUGGUACUGUUGGUACUUGUUUUGGAUUUGCCCUGGGAAUGAGGUUAAAGAGGACACCAAACUAUGGCUGAGAUACUUUUGCUUGCCUCUUCCAGGGUAGAUCCUGGAGGGCUCUAUCCCCUCCAACCAAUCAGAAAGCUGCCCUGACCUCUCUUGGGGAUUAUGAACUCAGCACAAAUUGCUCUUUCCCUGUGAAUUCCCAUGCACCUAGUAACCCUGCACUAAGAGGGCAGUGAGAUUGCAUUCCCUCAAGUGAUCUGUGUUCGCCCUCCCUCAGACCCCAGAGCUGGGGCAAGUUUGGACAUGAACUCAAAGACUCUAUAGAUAAGGGUUGUGUUUUCAUUAGCUUGCCUGUCUUGCUUGCUUUAUGUUCUGUGUGAUUUCCUUCCCGCAUCCCCCCAUUUUUUGAAAACAAAACAAAACAAAACAAAACAAAAACCUUUUUACAGAAAUUCACACACAGAGACAAAAUAGUGUAAUGAACCCACAUGUCUCUAACACCCACCUUCAACAGCUACCAACAUGUCACCCUUCUUGUUUUAUCCUUCUCUCCUCUUUUUGUUUUGUUUUGUUAGAGUGUUUUAAAGCAAAUCCCAGAUGUCUGAUUUUACCUGUAAAUAUUUCAGUAUGUAUCUCUAGCACAUACAGCAUAACUUUUAAAGAACGUAAUCACUAUUUAGAAAUGAUUGCAUAACCUGUCUGGGUUCAGUAUUUCCUAAUUGUUUCCAAAGCAUUCACAAAUAGUUGGACGGUUUAAAUCAGGCUGCAAACAAAGUAUAUCUAUUGCAUUUGGUUGAUCUGUCUUUAAACGUUCUUUAAUCUAUUACAGAUCAUCCUCCUGUUUUUAUUACAUUUAUUUGUUGAAGAAAUUGUCCUGUAAAAAUUUUUGUCCUAUAGAUUAUCGUCCUGUAAAAAUGUUCAUUUUAUGUAUUUGAACUAUUGCAUCUCCACGGUGCCAUUUAACAUGUUUAUCUUUCCUCUGUACUUUCUGUAAAUUAAUACUUAGAUCAAAUGACUUAAUGAGAUGCAAAUUCAACUGUAUCACAUCAGGAGACACAUAACAUUUGUUUGCAUUACAUUUAUUGAGAUCAAGAUUGAUCAGUGGGUUCAGGUGUGGUCAGCCUUUCAUCCAUUAUGAAGUUCUCUAUCAACCUGUUAACAUAAUAAUUUUAGUGACCAUUGAUGAUCACUGCCAACAUUCAUUAGGGAUUACAACAUGGUAAUGUUCACUUCUGACAUUCAGUUUGCAUUUACUAGCUAUUAUUCUAUCAUAUAGAAAAGCUUACUACCAUCAACUAUUUGGUUACUCUGAAAUACAGUUCAUAUCAGAAAAGCAGCAUAAAUGCCUCUGUUUAUUAAAUAGUUUUCAGAUUAUUGAAUGGCACCAGCAACCUACAAAAGUGAUCAAUGAUGCUUGCUUGUUUGUUUUGAGCAUCAAUAUAAACCCUUGGACUUUUAUCUAUUUUAUAGGUGUCCAUCCAUUACUCUUUGAUCAGUGAGAUCCCCUUCAAGUUGCCUCUUUUGCCUUUUAACAUGAUUCCACUAGUCUUUUCUGUCAGGAUAAGAUGCCAUAGGCUCCUGGCCCAAACCUGGAAGCAACUAUUUUUACAAGGAAUCCUGAUUCCUUUCCUUAGGAAAUAGUAUAUAAAGACUUCAGUCUAGACACCAAGGGUAGAUUUCCCCUGAAAUGGUUAUGUUUAUGUUGGAAUGGUAACGCAGUCUUCCUUGGUAUCUCAUCAUUCCUGCUGUCUGUAGGCAUCUGGUUCCACCUGGAUGCUCCCUCCCCACACAGUCUUGUAAUGGCCAGUGCUCCCUGUGAUUCCACCUCCCUCUCCAACCAGAUCCUGCUGCUUCUCUCAAUGCCUUCAUCCUCUCCUUCUAAAUCAGAUACCCCAACUCAUCUCUGGGCUUCUGAGACACCAGAGUGGGGAACACUUCUCUAAUGUUGAAGAAUAAUGGUACCCUUUCUUACACAGACUAUUUUUAUGUUUUUAUUUCUUGAAGGGAGUCAACCUCCUGUUGCUGUCCAAGCCGUCAGUAGACAAAUUUAGUCUUGUUCUUAACCCAGAACAACCAUGCUUUGAAACACCAUGGAAACAGGCAGUCCUGGCCCCAGACCCAGGAAGGCUUCAUCAAACCAACAAUCCCCUCAGGUGUGUGUGUUUCCUAGGAAGCGUGGGCAGUUGCAAGUUGAAAUUCUUAACUAGGGUUGCCAGGUAAUGAAAAAGUGUUAAGGAGUUAGUUUAUCUUAACCAUUUUGAAGCCACAUACCUAUUUGUACAUUUGAUGAAAACUAUAGAACUUCUCUCUGGAAAAAUGUACAUACACACAAAAUUUUGCAGACAAUUUCAUGGGCUUCAAGGAGCUCAGGGUAUCUUGGCGUUUCAUUUGUUUUCAUAAACUAGAUCCUGAUGUGCACUGGCUUGUUGGAGGCUGCAGGGUUUGGAGGUGAGUCUGAACAAGAAGGCAUAUAGCUGAUACCAGAGGGUCAGUUUCAAAUCACUCCACUCAACAUUAUUUAUUCUUUGGUGUAGAGGUACUCCUGGUGCCAGUCUAUGAACUAUUUGAUGUCAGUCCAUGACAUCAUAAAUGUAGAAACUGAGAACAGGCAUCUAAAAAAAUUAUAGCAAUUUGAUGUGGUCACAACAUGCAAGCAUAUGGUCCUUGGACUUGUCUCAUUGAAUAGGGUACAAAGCAUUUUGGGUGCUGAUGAGUUCACAAGGUGAGUUGCACGCAGUGGGAGCUGCAUAGCAGUCAUGCAAAAAAGGCCCCCCCAUCAGUUGUCAACAGGUUGGAAAUUAAAAACCAAAGCACAAACUGGUCCUUCAUUUCAGAGUCUAAGAAGCAACAACAGUGAAACCCAGAGUACCUUUGCUCACCCUACUACCUUGUUGUUUUAGCCUGUCUUUCUCCACUCUAUACUUCUACAAAGUAUACCUAGAACAAGGCAUAGAGUUGGUAUUCAGUAAAUCUUUGCUGAACGGUGAGCAGAGCAAAACUGUUGCCCAAAA
Messenger RNA from Pongo pygmaeus (Bornean orangutan), 12370 nucleotides. RefSeq names its product vesicle transport through interaction with t-SNAREs 1A (gene VTI1A). NCBI's taxonomy places the organism in Eukaryota, Metazoa, Chordata, Mammalia, Primates, Hominidae. Gene Ontology annotation, molecular function: SNARE binding; SNAP receptor activity. Gene Ontology annotation, biological process: vesicle fusion with Golgi apparatus; intracellular protein transport; intra-Golgi vesicle-mediated transport. The coding region runs from base 42 to 626 and encodes 194 amino acids. The transcript is spliced from 9 exons. Gene Ontology annotation, cellular component: late endosome membrane; SNARE complex; endoplasmic reticulum membrane. The record is from RefSeq and is a predicted model, not a curated record.